CCGGCACGGCCGAGCAGGGAGAGACCCGCCAGGUGGAGGAGCGUGCCUCUUUGGAGGUUUCUUCUGCCCUUUGAUGCCUAUUUGCAGUGCUAGUUAGUUUGAGCGGAGCAUUGCAGGCUGUAUGUACCGAGUAGUUCAGACGACGGGACCAGAUGGAAAAAACCUUCUGAAAUUACUUCCAAUUUCUAAAUCUUCUGGAAGCUUUGUGCCAAUAGUUCAGUCUUCAGCCAUGCCAAAUAAUUCUAAAGCAAAUAUUUCUAGUCCAGUCCAUCUUACUUUUAAGACACAGCUUGCCAAUACUACUGCACCUUCAUCUGUUAAGAUACCUGUUUUUCAGUCUCCUAAUCCUGGAAAGAUUAUUCUUACAAGGACAUUAGACAAACAGGAAAGCGUUAGGGCAGGUUCUGAAAAAGAAAGCCUAAUUCCAAAAUCAGCUGCUAACAUCCAGAGCAGUUGUGUUUCAGUUGAUAGACUGUCUUUGCAGAACAUUGCUGUAGCAAGUUCAUCUAACCAGAGUAACACUGCAUACAUGUUGGUAAACACAAAAAGUCUUCCAGUUACUGUGAAGUCUCCAGUACUGCCCUCUGGCCACCACCUCCAGAUACCAGCUGAUGCAGAAGUGAAAUCUGUCCCAGCUUCUUUUUUACCACCUGCAAUACAGCAAAAGAUACUUGCAGCUGCAGCAACAAAUGUGUCUGGAGGAGCUGACAGUACAAAAAUGCCAACUGUUAUUUACGUGUCACCAGUGAACACAGUGAAAACAGUACUUCCCAAGCGUUUGCAAGCCAUUUGCCCAAAACCUGCCACAGAAGUUUCAAAAACAUUAAUAAUGACAGCUACACAAAAGGGAAAUAGUUCUUCUCCUGAGACAGUAACAUCUGAUGGUCAGCAGUGCCAGCAAACUCCAAUGAAAUGGAUUGUGCAAGAAAGUCCACAGUCAUCAGCGCCUUGCCUUAUUCCUGUGAAGUCAUCAAAUAAUAUGGCUUCCAAGAUCUUGAAAACUUUGUCAGACAUGAAGAAUGUAGAAGUUAACUCUGCAAAUAUUUUACCACUCUGUUCUAGUGGUCCUGGUGGAAGCCAAACAAAAAUCACACCUAUUAAAGAUAAUGCUCUGGUCAUGUACAAUGGGAAAGUCUAUCUGUUGACCAAAAGAGGCUCUGAUGUUCUGUCAGCCCAAGCUGACAAACAAGCAUCUUCCUCUUCUGAUGCUUCACUUAAAAAGGAGACAUCCAAGCUAAUUGAUUCUACUGCAGUCAAUAAAAUAACCAAUAAAGUAGUGAAUCUGGUAUUGUCAAAAAGCAAAGGAAUGGUGCUGUCUCAGAAAGAUCCAAAAACGUGUACAAACUCAAAAAAUUCUUCACCAACUGGCUUAAGAAAUGACUUAAAAUCUGCACCUGCAGCUCUGGUGACACCAAGUGCUAAUCAGCAGAAUUCCACUGUAAACCAGAGAAAGAGUUUGCCCUUCACCGAGAGCAUUUCAAGUGGAGUGACCCCUAUUACAGCAGUAGGGACACAGGAAAAUGUAUGCCAAAAUGGCAAAGAAAAGAUUCAUUCCCCCAAAGCAGCAAGUGCUGUUUUACCUCAGUCUAAGCAAGAGUGUGCUUUCAGUGAAGACUGGCAAAAGAUCCAGUGUGAAAAGAUGGAUUCACCGGGAAAGGUUAUUCAAAUCAAACACCAAGAGAAGCCACAUUGGAAACAAUACUUGGAAUUAAGGAAAAAAUUUGGUCUCUCUAAGGAGGAGAGAGUGUACCUUAAGAGAAUACCAUUAAGGACCUCCUGUGAGAAACCAGAAGAAAGGGUUUGUUCCAGUAACAACUUGAAAAGGAAAAAUGAUUCUUGCAGUUCAUCAUCGUUAGAUGUGGAAAUAACAAGUCAACAUCAGGAAUGUGUUAAAGAGGAAAAGAUAAUUGUGGAUCUGGAAGAGGAUUUGACUAAGAAAAGAAAAAUAAAAUCCUCACCACUGUCAGACAGUGGAAAGAGAAGGAAAACUUCAGUCAAAUCAACCACAAGUUCAAGUUCAGAAAAUACCAGCUCAAGUUCCAGCGUACUUAACAGAAGUGUUUCACCUCCACCAGUCUUACCGCAGCAAAGUAUUUCCACAGACUUUGUUAUAUCGUCUCUAGGGAGGGACUCUGAGCAAGACCCAUAUUCUCAAUACAGUGACGUUACAGACUCAAGUAUUCCAGUUUUAGUGUCUUGUGAAGAUGAUACUUCAAUUCUUGAAGGUUCUUUCAGAGAUGAUGCUUUCCCUUUGACUCCCCCAGACUUGGAUGAAACAAUACGGGAUGAAAAAAUAAAACGACUUAAACAGCUCUUAAGAGAACGAGAAGCAGCACUUGAGGAGAUGCGUAGAAAAAUGCAGCAAAGCUGAAAUACUGAAGCUGGUGAUCUGGACCAUAUUCAUCUUCGUUUCAGUGACUUCAAGAAGAAAUUCCUUGUUUAAACGAACAUGAAUAUUUCUGGUAGAUGGAAGAUCUUAAUAAGAUUUACAGUAUGUGUGUAUUUAGAAAAGUAUAGGUUUCUUGUUAAAUACCAGAAAUAAAAGACUUGAACCAUCAAAUUCUGCUUCUGGGACAUUAUAUGUAUCAAAGAAUGCAGAUGAUAGGCAUUUUUAUUAGUGUAUUCUCUAUAUUUUGAAUUGAGGGGUUUCUGUAUUAGUCCUAGCAAAUAAACUUUCCCUCUUUGGAAUUCCAUGGCCUAUCUUUUAGAAACUGAAUGUAAAUUGCAAACCGCAAUUGUAGAUAUUUUUUUGUUUUCCUAAUGUGCAUGACAAAUUUGUGAAUUCCUGAGAACUGUCAAUUGUCAUAAAAGGUCAAUGGUCAGUGUUCAAUAAAUGCUAUUUAAGUCA
This is a messenger RNA of Gymnogyps californianus (California condor), 2848 nucleotides long. RefSeq names its product ligand dependent nuclear receptor interacting factor 1 (gene LRIF1). The transcript has 5 exons. The coding region runs from base 122 to 2371 and encodes 749 amino acids. Lineage: Eukaryota; Metazoa; Chordata; Aves; Accipitriformes; Cathartidae. Gene Ontology annotation, molecular function: nuclear retinoic acid receptor binding. The record is from RefSeq and is a predicted model, not a curated record. Gene Ontology annotation, biological process: regulation of DNA-templated transcription.